Molecule: messenger RNA, 1662 nt
Organism: Closterium sp. Naga37s-1
Lineage: Eukaryota; Viridiplantae; Streptophyta; Zygnematophyceae; Desmidiales; Closteriaceae
Source: the annotation of a GenBank genome assembly
AUGCAGAAUAACUGCAGUGAGUGUGCGUUGCUGCAGCAGAAUGAAAAUUUGCAACAAGUGGGGGAGAGGGGAGAGCAUGGGAUGGUGGAAGGAGGGAGAGGGGUUAAUAGGUGUCAAGAGAGGCGAGAUGGGGAAGGAGGUGAAGGGAAAGGAAGGGGAGGAGUGGAAGGAGGAGAGGAAGGGGAAAUUGGUUUUAGAGUGCAAGGUGGGGAAGGAGGGGGAGGAGAAGGAGAGGUAGAGGAGAUGGGGAGGAGUAGGGAGCAAGGAAUGGGAGAAGGACUGGGUACAAGUGAAAGGGACUAUUCUAGAAGGGAAGAAGAGAAAGAGGAGGAAAUGGAAGGGAUGGAGGAGGAAGAAGCAGAGGAGGAGGAAGAAGAGGAAGACGAUGAAGACGAGGAAGAGGAAGUGGAGGAGGAAGAGGAGGGGAAGCGAGAAGAGGCUCGGCUGUAUGCGUGCCUAACCCUCGCUAAUCUCUGCCUGCUUCUGGAAGGUUCUCAGGUCAUGCAGGAUAGCGAUGAACAUCCCUUGGCCAACUCUUGUCAUUCCAAUGCGACACAUGGGACUGAUGCGACGGAUGCAACACUUUUUUCUGUGGGAAAGAGUGUUGAAACUUCUCAAAAUGUGGGCAAGCAAGAGAGGGCCUCCUCUUCUUCUUCCCUCACACAAGCACAGCAACACCUCCUCUCCUCCCCCACACUCCCCUCCAUCUCCUCCUUCCUCCUCGCCUCUCACCCCUCCUCCCUCCCCCUCCACCUCAUCUGGACCACCGUCUCUCCGAUCGUACGGCUGCUGCGCUGCCACGUGGCGCCGAUCCGAGGGCUGGGAGCGCUGCUGGCUGCUGCAGUGUGCAAGAGCAGGGGGGGCAAGGAGGAGCACGGAGCUAUGUUCUUCUUAGAAGGGGCUGUGGGGAUUCUGAUGGAAAUGGCGGCUUUUGAGGCGCACCAGAAGAGGGAGGAGGAUGGAGCAAUGGCCAAGCACGGCACUAUGGGCAUAUCAGAGGGGGCUGUGGGGGUAAUGGUGGGAAUAGCAGAGGAGGUUGAGCCUGGUAGGGUGGAGAGAGAGAAGCAGGAGGAGGAGCAGAGGGAGGAGCAGAAGAGAACCCAGUGGGAAAAGAAGAGGGGGAAGAAGAGGCAGGAGGAGAGGGAAGAGCAGGAGGAUCGAGUGCGGGUGAAAGCAGCGGAGUUUGCUCGCCUUGCCCUGGGUUACCUUGAUGUACGGCUGACCAAGCUGCUCACUGUGCCUACCAGAGGCACACCAUCAGCCAUGACUGGGGCCGGUGAGGGGCGUGGGGGGGCCGGUGAGGGGCGUGGGGGGGGCGGUGAGGGGCGUGGGGGGGCCGGUGAGGGGCGUGGGGGGGCCGGUGAGGGGCGUGGCGGGGCCGGUGAGGGGCGUGGCGGGGCCGGUGAGGGCCUUGCCCUGGGCUACAUUGAUGAGUCGGUGAAUAGGCUGCCCACUGCCCCUGGCACAGGCCACCCCUCAGGCAUGCCCUGCCGCGAAGUUCCUUGUGGGGCUGGUGAGGGGAGUGGUGGGACCGGGGACAGGACCAGCGCGGACUGCCCCCCUAUUGACCCGUGCGGCCAUGCUGUUGCCUGCCCCUCCUGCCUCCUCUGCCUCCUCUCCCGGAAGCAGCCCUGCCCCAUCUGCCGCUCUGCCAUUGGUUGA